Messenger RNA from Haliotis rubra (blacklip abalone), 3370 nucleotides. Its product is annotated as TGF-beta-activated kinase 1 and MAP3K7-binding protein 2-like. The coding region runs from base 661 to 2076 and encodes 471 amino acids. Lineage: Eukaryota; Metazoa; Mollusca; Gastropoda; Lepetellida; Haliotidae. The record is from RefSeq and is a predicted model, not a curated record. The transcript has 7 exons.
UUAUUUCAGAAAUAAAAUGGCAGCAAUACAAGUCAUCUUUCAUGAAUUAAAAGCACGGUAUCCCGAAGUACCUGAUGAGGUUGUCAACUCAAUAAUGCAACAGAAUGGCAACGAUAAGGAAAAGUGUCUGCAAGCCCUACAGUCAUACAAUGAUUGUUAUUUGUUUGGAAGUCGAGGACAGAAUGACCAGGUUACUCGUAGACCGCAAGAAGUGCAUAUCACACAUGAAGAGACUACAAUCCCUGGACCCGGUCAACACAGAUUCAUUUCUCGGAAUCGUGACACAGGGGCAGACAUUCAAACAAGUAUAUCAUGGCCAAGUGACCUUACGAACAGUGUCAAUAAGGAGCAUGGGAGACAGUCCCCUAUUACUGCACCGGUAUUGCCCCAAGACUUUGCCCCUUUCGUUCAGCAAAAUGCCUCCCAAUCCCCCCCCGACAAAUCCCUAAUAUCAAUUGUACAACUUAUGGAGGCACGGACAGUUCAGGUACUGCCUCACCCCAGUCAACAGGGAGUCCCGCAGAAGGGCGUCGUGCUGUGAGAGUGUAUCAUUACCCUUCUCGGUCCCCAACAACGCCCCCUGUUGGGUCCAGUAUCUCCCCCAUCCCCAACCAACAACAGUAUGUGUAUAGGAUUCAAUUCGGUAAGGAUAGUGGUGGGAUGUGUACUGUUGCCCCCCAGUCCUCCUCUAUGCAGAAUCUGCAGUCUUUACCCACUGCUGUUAAUCAACAAGGACAAUAUUCGCCUGAAGCAGGACCUCAAUCCUAUGCAGGCUCGACAGCACAUGUAUCUAAUCAAUACACACAUUCUUCACAAGCUACAAUCUUUAUUAAUAAGAACACUAAUAAUGGACAAAUUAGCCCUGAAAGGCCAGGAAAUAGGACUAACAAUUACUCAGCCUUCUCACGUGAUCCGAGAUUGGGUGUGCAGUUGCCCAUGAACGCCACAGGGCAAACGUCCCCAGUGCCAGGAUAUGGGGGAGUUCAUCAGAUUCCACCUGGAUAUAAUAAACCGUUAUCUGUGACAAUUCGAGCGUCAGGACCAGAAGGGGCUGAAACAAAAGUGCGAUAUUUCCCAUCAACACCGGAGCGCUCAGGGUCUGGAUACCAGUUGUCUGGGGCUCACUCCCCGACCCGAUACGGAGUAAGUUCUCAUCCCUCCAACCACCUCCCAGGCCAGUAUCAGACAGCUUCUCAGUCUCCUUUCCAUGUACAGCAGGCGCCAAACCAAAUAUCUGUUGGCAACACAACUUCUUCAGCUUUCAUAACCCCUACGCUACCACGCUUUCCUUCACCUAGUAUAGCACAACCGGUCAUUCCACUGCUGGGAGCUCAGGCUAGUAGUGAACUUGGUAACCUUGUCUUGCAGGAGACAGACACAGGGCAUCAUAUGCCUAACUACCCAACUAUGUCUCCUGCUUCUAGUCAAAGCAGCUUGAGUGAUGAAUCUUCUCGAAGUGAUUACAACCAUCGACAGAGGUCAGGGAGUCUGCAGGAUGAGGUGGAAUAUACUCAGGCAUUGCUAGCACACCAAAAUUCUCGGAUGGGUCGAUUGAAGAGUGAUUAUGAAUCCGAGCUUCAAAAAUUAGAGCAGUUACGAGCUCAAGUGUCUCAAAUGGAGAAGAAUAUGUUGGAAAGGAGAAGUGCUCGAAGAAACAGUUUUCCAGGGGUUGACGAUAUAGGCAAGAUGCGGCAAGCUAAUAGAAAACUUCAGACAGAUAUUCAAGUGAUGGUCAAUGAAAUAGACAUGUAUAGGAAUGGCCAGACGCCAUUUAGUGUAAUAGACCCUAUCGGCCAACAGAAUUUCUUCAACAACAUACCCACUGGGCAACAUGUCCAUCGGAAUUCCUUCAAUGCUAACCGGCCCUCAGACCGGACCAGUGAGUCUCCACCACCGGUUCCUCCCCGAGAGAGCCUCACUUCUGUUCCCCCUGCCCCUCCCACACAACCCCCUGCAGGGUCAGGGGACUCAGAGGAGGGGGAGCAGUGGAGUUGUUCGGCAUGUAAGUUCCUGAACCACCCUGCCCUCAACAAGUGUGAGUGCUGUGAGAUGCCCAGAGCAGCCACAGGAUCAUGAUGUGGAAUGUUAUUUGCCUGUGGCCUGUCUCCCUCUGCCUGUGUCUGCUGUAGAGAGGACUUCUGCCUGCCCGUCUGCUCGCUGUCUUUCCCAUCAUACAGUGUACGUCCUGGUUACGGCCCUUGCCUGCAUGGAAUCAUCUGCUCAACUACAGUUUCCUCUCAGCACAGGGUUACCUUACGCUUGUAUUCUGCUCACACUACAUCAUUGACAAACCACUGUUUAACAUUGUCAUUCUGGUGAUUAGUCAUAGACAUUGGAAGGUCAAGGACAAAUCUUUGUAAAUCAAAUCAAACAUUCUCUGUUGUCAGCUACCAGUUGUGAACAAAUACACUGCGUGGCAGUAUAGUAUUUUCUGUUCAGUGGUUUUGGUGGUUUGCUGACUUUGAGUGGAGGUUAUCCAUCUAAAUGUACUUUUCAAUUUGAUUUGCCUUUCUGAACAGAUAUGUCUCCAACAUAGCUUGCAAACUCAUUAAGAUAGCUUACUCUGUUUGAAACAUCUCUCUUUCAAAAUCUAACUCUCCCUAGAACGUUGAGUCAGCUAAACUAUUUUAUCUAGUAAUCAGGCUAGCUAAACUCGAAACGUUUGUAGCUCUACGAACUUCUUAAGCCCAUUCUUAACACAAUGGCUACAAUAUAAGUUAAGAAUUCUUGGGGCUACGAACGUUUCGAGAAUAAAGGCCCAGCUUCUUAAUUCUCAGGGGCAGUGGAGUAGCCUUGUGGUUGAAGCGUUCGCUUGUCUCGCCAAAGACUCGACUUCGUUUUCCCACUUGGGCACAAUGUGUGAUGCCCAUUUCCGAUGUCCCCCACCGUGAUAUUGCUGGAAUAUUGCUAAAAGCGGCUAAAAACUAAACUCACUCACUUACUCUUAAAUCUCAGCAGCAACUUGGAGCAGCAUAUGUGACCUAUAUCUCAUUAACAUACAUACACGGUCAGUUCCAAAUGGAAAUAAUAAAAGCUGUGUUAUAGUGUGGAUAUUAUUACCUAAAUAUCAAUGCAACAGAGAAAGUCAAAGUGGUUAAUGGUAGCAUAAUAGCAAGUCAUGUUGAACUUGUCAGCUGUCACCUGUUAAUCUUCUAUUUCUGAUGCAGAGUCCACAAGAUGUCGUGAUGAGGCAGAAACUUGUUUUUUGCACAAUCAUAAUCUUUGUUACUUUGAUUAAUGUCCAAAUGUUGGUGCCAUUCCAUGGCACUCUCCACCUUGUUUUCACUUUAACAAAGUCUAAUAUUGUUUUGUUCAUAUUCUGUUACCAUGGUUACUAAAGCUUAUUUUUUAUUCUUAUUUGCCAAAUAAG